CAUUAUAAUCAUUAUAAAAAAAAGGAAAAAGCGCGUGUCGUUGCUGUACGUUUUGUAUUCUUCACAAUUCCAGUGAAAGAAAUCUUUAAAUUUCUAUCUUCCAAAUAAUUUCAUUGGUAAAUAUUCUCGCAUCCGAACCAUGGAGUCAAAAUCGAAUUACGAUUUUGCGAAUUUUCGUCUCAAUUGCAUUUUGAACAAUAACACCAAAAAUAAAACUGUUUGUCUGGUGGGGCACUUUGUUGAUCUCAGUGAAACUGAUCGGGCACUGAUAAUACUAGAAAAAACUGCUUUCACAGAAAAAGAUUUGCAGUCGUCAUCAGAAAAUUCCAGUGGAAUUUUCAGCUCCAAAUCCAUACUGACAGAAGAAUUUAUAAACGACAUCUACGGCAAUUUUCAGUGUUCGCCCUGUCCAGACGUUAACACCAUCAAAACGACAAUCAUCUACCCAGCCACCGACAAACACAUCGAGAAAUAUUCGUCACAAGAAAUACGUCUUUUGCUGGAGACUGCCGAACUUUAUCGCACUGUCACAUUACCAUAUUUGAUCAGUCAUCAGUUCAGUCUUGAUUGGGUGUUCAACAUUUUGGAUCACAAAAAAGAAUCGGAACGCAUCGCAUUCGAGGAUCCUUGUCCCGACACCGGAUUCAUUUUACUGCCGGACUUAAAGUGGGAUGGAAAAACGAGUGAAACGUUGUACCUACUUGCACUGAUCCACCAACGGAACGUAAAAUCAUUGCGCGAUCUGACUGGCGAUCAUUUGCCGCUGCUUCGAAAUAUUCGCGACAAGGGCUGUGAAGCAAUUGAACAGAAAUAUGGUGUUAAGCGAUCUGAACUACGAAUCUACCUGCACUAUCAACCGUCGUUUUAUCAUCUGCACGUACAUUUCACAUACCUAAAGCACGAAGCGCCGGGAAUAUUUUGUGAGAAAAGCCAUUUGUUGGACACGGUCAUCAACAACAUUGAAUUGAUGCCGGACUAUUACCAGCGCGCAACAUUAUCAUUUGCUGUCAAAAUUACAGACAAUUUGUACCAACAGUUCAAUGACAUUGCACCCGAUAAGAGACUAAAAACUGACGAGCCAUGCAGCCCGUCGUCGGAAGGGACAAUAUGAUGCCGAUCAAUCGAAUGUUGAUCGAAUAUUCUUCUCGUUUGCAAGUGGCCAAUUUUUUCAUUUUAUUUACGAAACGAUUCGCCGACACUAAAUCGGUCAAAAUUCUACUGAAACCAUCCGAAAUUGCGAUUCACUUCGACGGCGACAAGUUGACGUUGGACCUAACCGAACAUUUUCAAUUGGAAACGUGCUCGCUGAGUUUGCUAAAUAUUGCCGGUGACAGUGUCAGCUUUCGACUGAACACAAACAAUGAAAACAAUUUUCGCUUCGAGUACCUCAGUCUGAACAACAACCAGUCAUCAACGGACAUUUUACGGCUGAAAAUAAAUGUGAAGCCAGACAAGGACUUUCAGAUCAUCUGCUCGAACUGCACUUGUCCACUGACCACAAUGGUGAAUUAUCAACGAAUUUUGGAGCUUCCAUCCGAAAAUUUGGAUCUAAGCGAAUGGUUCUGUCACAAGCAUCACUCCACCAGUGACACAACAAGCACCAACGAUCCAAUCAAUGCCAAAGAAAAAUUCAAUUUUGCCAAAUUCAAACCGCGCGACACCGACCUGCUAUUCGGUCAAUUCUUUUUCCUAUUCAACGCCAAUCGACUAACCAACAUCAAGACCAAAAAUAAUUUCGUUCACUGCCGACGAUGUCUAAAUUUCCUGGGCGAAACCGUACGUGAUUCGACGAUCAAAAUCUGGGACGAAAACAUCAAAAUCCAAUCGGAAUCGGAUGCACGGUCAAUGUUCGACGGUUCGUCUGUGUUCAAAAAUUUCUACUUCAUCAUCCGGAAAAAUGUGCAAGAUUUCGAUUUUAUGUCCAGUGCCGGUCUACCGUCAACCAAUAAAAUUUUAUUCGAAACAAAAGAAUCGGACGGCAGCACCAAUUACCUGCUACUGCAAAUAAUGAACAAAAAUCUGGAAUUGUUCACUGUGUCCGGCUUCGCGAACGGUAUGGUGAGUUUGCAGAAAUUGGCCGGCAUGAAAGUUUUCUAUCGCAUCGAAAGUGAUGAGACCCGACCGAUGGUUAAGUUUUGGCAAAAUGACGUUGGAUGCAGUAACAUUCAAAUAUCGAGGAAAAUGUUUACGGUUGCCGUCGA
Molecule: messenger RNA, 2201 nt
Organism: Bradysia coprophila
Lineage: Eukaryota; Metazoa; Arthropoda; Insecta; Diptera; Sciaridae
Gene: Dcps
Product: Decapping enzyme, scavenger
Biological process (GO): deadenylation-dependent decapping of nuclear-transcribed mRNA
Cellular component (GO): nucleus; P-body
Molecular function (GO): RNA 7-methylguanosine cap binding; hydrolase activity
Source: RefSeq, a predicted model, not a curated record